Mauremys reevesii (Reeves's turtle) is the source of this 2517-nucleotide messenger RNA. RefSeq names its product anoctamin-7-like. The transcript has 7 exons. The record is from RefSeq and is a predicted model, not a curated record. Gene Ontology annotation, molecular function: chloride channel activity; protein dimerization activity. Lineage: Eukaryota; Metazoa; Chordata; Testudines; Geoemydidae. Gene Ontology annotation, biological process: chloride transmembrane transport. Gene Ontology annotation, cellular component: plasma membrane. The coding region runs from base 1078 to 1821 and encodes 247 amino acids.
CGGCAGCUCCCCGGGCCUCUGUCUGGGAGGAGCUGGGAGCGGGUGGCUGCGUGGGUACGUCCCUCUCUGGCUGUGUGAGCUGGGCCCGGUGCAGUCUGGGGGCGACCCUAAGCCACCCUACGUCACUGCCCUCUGCAGUCUGCCGUCGAGCAGCCUUGGCGCGCCUUUGCAUUGUGCCAACUGCCAACGGGCCUCCCGGGCUGUGCCGGGGGCUGGGCACAGAGAUGCUCGUUGCCUCAGACAGAGGCACGAAGAGCAAGUGACUCUCCCAAGGACACCCAGGGGGUCACUAGCAGAGCCAAGAAGUGACCCUCCAUCUCCUGCGUCCCAGCCCCAUGACCCUCCUUGCUCUGCGAACAUGUGCUCCCUAAAUCUCUUUUCCUCGGCAUCAUCAUGUGGCAGAGAGUUCCACUGGCUAACGUACAUUGUCCAGAGCAGUAAUGAAAUGAUCCAAAGCCCCUUGCUUGGCCACGUUAACGAGGCUCCCUCCCUCCCCAGGGCCCUGCUCACCCCUGUGGGCUGCGGCUGCAGGGGCUUCCCGUUCGCCUGCGGGCGUCCCGCUGCAGAGCCCGAGGCCACGCCCGCUGCAGUGCCCGGGGAAUCUCCGCUGAGGCUAGCGGUGAGGCGCCCCAGCUGGUGGGCUGCAUGUGCCAGAGUGGGGCUGAUGUUCCCUCCAGCAGGGGGCGGUGGUGGCGAGUGUGGCCCCCCCCCCCACUCUAGGGCCCUAGGGCUGCUGUCUCCCCGCCCCCGCGCCCAUCCUGUGCGUGGUCUGGGUGUUUUAUGAUCACGGUGAGUUUCGCUGCUGCUCCCCGGCCCUGCGGGAGGCUCCCAGCCCCUGGCCCGCUGCAAGGCCGGACCGCAGCCCCCUCCCCUUCGCCCCCGCAGACUUCGUGCUGGUGUGGGAGGAGAAGGUGCGGCCCCCGAAGAAGAGGAGGGGGAAGCUGGCGGCUCACGAGGCCAGAGGCGACCGGCCACGCGGGCACCACGAGCACUGGAGGAGGAAGUUCCUCAACAACCUGAGAAAUGCCGGGCUGCUGAUGGAGAAGACCCUGGCCUGGAGCCCCUGGACGCAGGCACAUGGCAGCUCUGCCCCCCUGGGGGCUCCGUGUUCAGCCCCCUCCUGCUUCCCCGCAGGAGGAGAUGCUGAGCGAGCGGAAAACCAUCCACUACCUGAAGCUGCACGUCCCCAACAAGCCCGCGGACUAUUACACCUGCGCCUUCCGCAGGUCCAAGCUGGACAAGUUCCUGGGCAGCGACUCCCGGGACUCCUACUUCAGCAACACGCAGAGACAUCGCAUCGUCUAUGAGAUCCUGGCUCGCACCAUCUACGGGAAGCGGAAACGUGCCGAGAUCGGGAUCAACCGGCUGCUGAACGAGCGGGUGUACGGCGCUGCCUUCCCGCUGCACGAGGGCCCCUUCGAGACGCCUGAGUCUGAGGUCCCCGAUGAAGCCCUGAACCCUCGCCAAGUCCUCUACCGCUUCUGGGCCCAGUGGGGCUGCUGGUACCGGUACCAGCCGCUGGAUCACAUCCGCCAGUACUUCGGGGAGAAGAUUGCCAUCUACUUCGCCUGGCUGGUACUCCAGGAAGGUCACGGCCCAGAAGGACAUGAAGACGCUGAAGAAAACCGUCCCGGGGUGAUCAAACAGGUACCCGACCUGCAGGGGCACAGAACAGAGGGGCCACACGGCCUCUUCACCAGACGCAGAAGCCCGUUCCCCCUGCACAUGCAUUGCCAUCUUCACCGCCUCCAUCUCACACCUCUAGCCUUGCUCCCUACAGCGCCUCCUGCUGGCGCGGGGGUAGCUGGACGCUCUCCUUGAACUGCUGCCCCUACGCCUUACCCACCUGGAGUUGGGACAGGCUGGCGCUAGCUCCUGGGGCUGGCACCACUGUGCCAUUUCCUACGGCGCCUCCUGCUGGGAGAUGCUGGGACUGGAGUAGCCAGGGGCUCCCCGGCAGUCAGAGCUCCCGCCCCCUCCCCUCAGCACAGCUCUGAGCAGGGGGAGCUCCAAGGCAUGGCUUUGUGGGCGUCUGUGCAGGGAAAACCCCAGAGGUGGGGAUUUCUCACUGCAUCGAGCCGGGCCCCUUGGGCAGCAGGGUUGGCUCUGCCCAGCUAGCCAGCAUGGGUGCAGGCGUGCGUGUCGGGGAUCCUUCCCUCUCCUCCCUGAGGCCAGAGGGGGGCUGUGGCUGGAUACACACCUCCCCCUGCAGGGAACGAGGCCGCCUGCCCCAAAGCACAGACACAGACCAGAGGAGUUUAAGGAGACUCUCUCUUCAGGUCUCCAGCCACUAACUGGUGCCAGUCCUGGACAUGUGAGCAGAGCCGAGUGCAGCGAUGCACCGACUCCCCCAGCGAUGGCACUGGGUUGGCAGGUGGCACCAUUCAUGGCACCUGAACCUGUAUUCCCCUCAAUAGCCCACCAAGGGCCCCCACCCUUCUCCUCCUCAGCUGUCCCCUCUCUUGGGUGGAAACCCGCGUCUCUCUCCCUGCUGCCCGGGCUAUUUCCAGGCUGUGC